This is a messenger RNA of Hirsutella rhossiliensis, 876 nucleotides long. RefSeq names its product enoyl-(Acyl carrier protein) reductase domain-containing protein. Lineage: Eukaryota; Fungi; Ascomycota; Sordariomycetes; Hypocreales; Ophiocordycipitaceae. The record is from RefSeq and is a predicted model, not a curated record. Gene Ontology annotation, molecular function: oxidoreductase activity. Bases 1 to 876 code for a protein of 291 amino acids. The transcript is spliced from 2 exons.
AUGGCCGAGGCGCAGCUCAACAACUUCCCCUCGCUCUUUUCUCUCCGGGGCAAGGUUGCCGUCGUCACGGGCGGCUCCCGCGGUCUUGGCCUACACGCCGCCUCUGCCUUCCUCCAAGCCGGCGCCUCGACCGUCUUCAUCUCGUCGCGCAAGGCCGCCGCCUGCGACGCCGCCUGCAAGGCCCUCAACGCCCUGCCCAACCUGGCCCCCGGCGCGCGCGCCAUCCCCGUGCCCGCCGACUCGGCGACCCCCCAGGGCGUGCGGCACUUGCUCGCCGAGGUCAAGAAGCACACGGACAAGGUCGACAUCUUGCUCGCCAACGCGGGCGCUACCUGGGGAGCCGAGUUCGACAAGCACCCUGACGAGGCCUUUGCCAAAGUCAUGAACCUCAACGUCCGCGCCGUCUUCAACACGGUCCGCGACUUUGCCCCCUUGCUCGAGGAGGCGGCGCGGCAGGGCGGCGCCGACGGCGAGCCCAGCCGCGUCAUCAUCACGGCCAGCGUCGCCGGUCUCGGCAUCGGCACCAUCGGGCCGCAGGGCACGUACGGCUACUCGGCCAGCAAGGCCGCCGUCAUCCAUCUCGGCCGUAACCUGGCCGUCGAGCUGGGCCCGCGGCGCAUCACCGUCAACUCCAUCUGCCCGGGCUUCUUCCCCAGCAAAAUGUCAAACGGACUGCUCGACAUGGCCGGCGGCGCAGACGUGAUUGCGGAGGGUAACCCCAUGGGCCGCCUGGGCCGCCCCGAGGACAUUGCCGGCGCCGUUGUCUACCUGGCCAGCAGGGCAGGCUCCCACGUCAACGGCGAGGCCAUCGCCAUUGAUGGCGGGGCCGUGUGGGCUCGUGGCGAGUUGAUGCGCGGCGGCGACUCGAAGCUCUAA